Messenger RNA from Penicillium alfredii, 1368 nucleotides. RefSeq names its product putative L-serine dehydratase. NCBI's taxonomy places the organism in Eukaryota, Fungi, Ascomycota, Eurotiomycetes, Eurotiales, Aspergillaceae. Gene Ontology annotation, biological process: L-threonine catabolic process; L-serine catabolic process. Gene Ontology annotation, molecular function: L-serine ammonia-lyase activity; threonine deaminase activity; pyridoxal phosphate binding. Bases 1 to 1368 code for a protein of 455 amino acids. The record is from RefSeq and is a predicted model, not a curated record. The transcript has a single exon.
AUGGGGAGCAUCACGCCUUCCGUUUCCGACCCGAAGCAGGUCUUUAAAACGCCAUGGAUCGAGACUCCACUAGUCGAGUCUGCCUGCCUCUCCCGGGCAGCUGGAUGUAGGAUCUUCCUGAAGCUGGAGAACGUCCAGCCCAGCGGCUCCUUCAAAUCGCGGGCUAUGGGCAACCAGAUCCUGUCGCAUCUACGCAACCCAGCAUACGCCAACCGCCCAGUCCAUUUCUACGCUUCGUCCGGUGGCAACGCCGGGCUGGCGGCCGUAUGCGCCGCCCGGAGCCUGGGCUACCCAUGCACCGUGGUGGUGCCGGUGUCCACCAAGCCGUUGAUGCUGGAGAAACUGCGGGCGGCUGGGGCCGCGGACGUGGUUCGCCACGGCGAGACGUUCUCCGAGGCUGGCGAGUACAUGCGGGAAGUCAUCAUGAAGAAUGGCAGCCCCGGUGAGGAGGACGUGGCCAAGAUCGCGCUGCAUCCGUUCGACAAUCAGCCCAUCUGGGAAGGUAAUAGCACAAUCGUCGACGAGCUGGAGAAGCAACUUCCGCGCGCUGCCAGCGUUGAGGAGGACGAGGUUUACCGAGGGCGGGCGCUUCCUCUGGACGCAGUGCUCUGCAGUGUUGGAGGUGGUGGGCUUCUUAAUGGUCUCGUCAUGGGCCUUGAGAAGCGAAGGUGUCAGAAGCAGAAAGACUAUACCAGCGUUAACCACUCCUCCUCUUCCUCCUCCUCCCAGCCCAGUCCAAUUCACCUUCUCGCCAUCGAAACGGCUGGUACCGAUUCUUUGGCCGCCGCUGUCGCCAAAAACUCUCUCGUCUCCCUCCCCAGGAUCACCUCCCAAGCCACCUCGCUCGGUGCCAUCCGCGUAUCUGAGACCACCUUCCAGUAUGCCGUCGCACCUCCGCCGGGAAUCAAGGUACACAGCACCGUCCUCUCAGAUGCAGACGCAGCUCGAGGGGUUCUCCGCCUCGCCGAUGACGAGCGGCUCCUGGUCGAGCUGGCAUGCGGCGUCUGCGUGGAGGCGGCCAUUGGCGACGCAUCUACAGCAACUUCUGUAUCGGGGGCGGCCGGCACCGGAGGCCAAAGCACCAAGAAGCGGAAAAGGGGCUCUGGCAGCCCCUCGGUCUCGCACCGCGAUGAAGGGUACGGCGAUGACCGGUUGUCUUCGACGGAAAACGAGACGGACCAAGAACAUGACCCAGAUACCGGCGAUGCCGUGUCAUCUGCGGUUCCCCGGUUCCAGUCCAAACUCAAGCAACUCGUCCCGGACCUCAACCCACAGAGUAGAGUUGUGAUCAUCGUCUGUGGUGGGAGCAAUGUGACCAUCGAUAUGGCGGGCGAGUGGCGCAAGAUGCUGCAAGAGGGGUGGGUUUGA